AUGGCUUCAAUUUCAAAUACGACAUUUGAAACCCAACCUAACAUUGCUAUUGAUGAUCUUACUCAACAUGCAUUUGCUGUUCUUGGUAAAAAUGGUGAAAUACCAGGUGCAAGAGAACAUACCUGUUCUGAAUGUACUAAGCCAUUCAAACGAACAGUGCAGGAUACAGAGUGGAUUCCAGGUACACUUGAUGUUAAUAUGUUAACUUUGGAUGGUGUUGUUAUGGGUCCACAGAUUUGUGCUUUUGAUGAUUGCACCAAUGACCUUCUCAAUGCUCAUGGUGGUGCACUCUGUGCAACACAUGAAGCUUUACUUGCAAAUAAAUGUCGUGUGGUUGGCUGUUCUAAAGACAAGAUUCAAGGAACACAAGCUUGUGCUGAACAUGUUGCUGACUGGAAGAAAAGUAUCCAUGAUCGCAGUAAAGCCACCAUCAAUGGUAUUCGGCGUGUUCUUCAAUAG
Messenger RNA from Laccaria bicolor S238N-H82, 459 nucleotides. RefSeq lists its product as uncharacterized. Bases 1 to 459 code for a protein of 152 amino acids. NCBI's taxonomy places the organism in Eukaryota, Fungi, Basidiomycota, Agaricomycetes, Agaricales, Hydnangiaceae. The transcript is spliced from 2 exons. The record is from RefSeq and is a predicted model, not a curated record.